Messenger RNA from Symbiodinium pilosum, 2337 nucleotides. The record is from the annotation of a GenBank genome assembly. NCBI's taxonomy places the organism in Eukaryota, Dinophyceae, Suessiales, Symbiodiniaceae.
AUGAAUGAUUAUGUGACAAGGAAGUUUGAAGCUUACUUUCGAGCAAGCCAAGCUCUUCAGAGGGUCGCUCCCCACUAUAUUGGGGGUGGCUCCAUAGCAGGUGGUGAUCAAAGGCCAGGGAACUCGAGCUAUGAUUGGGAGUCUAGCAACUGGACCUGGGCCCGCACGAACAGACCAUCAGCUGAACCUGAGGAGCAGAGCCGCAGAUCGAGCGUGAGCUCUGAUGGCUCAACUGAGGUACCUCCCAGCGGAGCUCCAACAGCUACUACCUCAACCUGGGAUGAUGCAGCCUGGCGUCAGUGGAACUCACAGUGGAACCACUGGAGUUCCUGGUCUGGGUAUGGCAAUUGGGAGUGGAAAUCAGGCCACAGUGGCGCGGCGCCACCGAGAGACCUGCAGAUGCAGAACACGGACCUGCUGCCACCUUUCAUCCAAGGGUGGUAUCUGCUGGCUGAUGCGGGCCUGGACCACAACGAGAAGAACCUGGUGAUGACGGCACUGGGUGGCGACUUCAAUCCACAGAGGGUUGCGCAGGAGCUGCGCAACCAGUUCCCCGACGGAGAAGUCAGACGCCGAGACCAGACCCGGAGAUACCAGAGCUACAUGGGGGAGUUCCUGGACGAGUCUGAGGACGACCUCGACAUAUCUGGUAACACGUCCGAGGCUCUGAUCGAAGAGGGCCUAACCUCCGAGGGUGUGGCAUUGGUUGUGGACGCGGAGUCCCAGGCUCAGGAAGCACUUGCCGCUCUACAUCAAGCUAGGCGGACACUCAAGGAGGCCAGGUUCAAGCAACAUCAAGUGAAGCAGAGCCGCAGGUACUACCAUUCAGGCUCCCAAGGGAAGGGCAGCUCAUCAAGUGGAGCCGGUACUCGAGACGACUCCAACUUGGACUGCCUGAGAUGUGGCCAGCGAGGCCACCGAGCAGCGAACUGUCCUCACAAGCCCGUGGCUGCCCACACCGAUGGUGGACCGCAUGGUGGCUCAGGAGAAAACCAACAGGCGCCCUUUGUGUGCUUCGCGGCACCAACCACUGGGAGGCCAUUCGCAGGCUUUGCUCAGGACACCUCCAAGGCAGGCAGCGAGGAGGCUUAUGGAGCCAUCGGCUCGCCGGGGGCCCUGACCACAGCGGAGGCGGUCAAGCGGGGAAUGUGCGUCCUGGACGGUGGUGCCACCCAGACCAUUGGGAGCAUAGCAGCGCUGGAGGCCGUGAUGACCGAGAACGUCCGCAAGCAUGGCGUGAGCCGCUUGAAAGCCGUUAGUACUCAGAACACCCCAACUUUCUCCUUUGGGAACAGUUCUGAAGACAAGUGUUUAAGCACGGCCAAGAUAGGAGUAUCUGCUAAUGGAGUUCUAGGGGAGCUCAGUGCACAUGCCCUAGACAAGGGCCAGAGCCCAAUUUUGCUAAGCGUCGAGGCGCUUAGGCGUCUCGGCGCGGUGAUAGACUUUAAAGAAGACCUAGCUGUCUUUCGUAGCCUCGACUCGAAACGAGUCGUGAAGCUGUCCCGGGGGCAAUCGGGGCAUCAACUCUUACCCCUCACCGAAGACUGGCUGGCGGACAUGGUUUUGGCCCUUCGCAGUUUUGGCGAGGAGCCCCCAUCAGGGUGGACCAAGGUGGACCUGAUGUGUCGAUUGGGGGAGCUCUCCGACUUGGGGGAGAUCGAGAUGAAGUCCGGGAAGGCGGCCAAAACACCGCUGCAACAGGCAGUGUCCGAGCUCAACAAGGCGAGCCGCAAGAAAUCAGAAUUGGUGCUUCAUGUGGAAAAGAACCUGGGCAUGCUGGUGAGCCCGAAUGCCACCAUAGCCACCAUACAGAAGGCAGCUAUGCAGCAACUCCUGGCAGACAUCCCGGGUGCCGAUGGCGAUGUGAUGGGCUUCGGGAAGUUCUCAGAGAGAACAUACCUGGAGGUUUGGAGCACGGAGACGUCAUAUUGCGGUUGGGCCAAGGACACCUACAAGGAGGAGAGCACGUCCAUCUACCUGAGGCGUUUCGUGGAGUGGAUGCUUCAGAAAGAGGUCUCGGGUACCAAGCCGAAGGUGGUGGUGGGAUCGCCCAAGAAGAAGUCCAACCCCACCAAGAGCCCGUACAAGAUGGAGGCCAAGUCAGCGACAAUGGAGACACCAUCGGCGAGUUCGGCUGCCAGCCCGGAUGCUGUGACCCAGCUCACGGCCAUGGUUGCUCAACUCGCCACCGAGAUCAAGGAGAUGAAGGAGGAGAGGGCGAGCGCCCAGCCGCGCAAGGUCGCAGCGACCCAGGACAUCCCGAUGGUCCAGAAGCCCAAGGACUUCCGCUUAGUCAGACCACUGCCAGUGCUCUUGCACACAAGUCUCAACUUGUAG